UGGGGAGGUAAACUUUUGGAGAAGAUCAGAAGGCAAAAGAGCGUGGCAGUGGCAUCUGUAUAUAUGCAAAACUACGCGCCAUGUCUUCCUCUCACUUCAUCCCCACCAAAACCGCAUUGGAGCAGAACUCAACCAUUGACCCAUUUGCUUCCUUCUGUUAUCGCGGCACCACAAUGAACCCAACGCACCGUUUCAAACGAGUCUCCAAACCCAGAUCACCGCUUCAGAAAACUCGGCGUUCGCUCAGAGCCAAACCCAGCCCAACCCCAGAAUCACACAUUUCUUCCGAAAAAACGAAAACUUUGCCCCGCGAUUUCUUUCAAAUCGAUGCGCUGGACCUUGCCCCUCGCUUGCUUGGAAAGUUUCUUCGUAGAGACGACGUCGUUCUUCAGAUCACUGAGGUGGAAGCUUAUAGACCAAAUGACUCGGCUUGUCACGGUCGUUUUGGUGUUACUUCAAGAACUGCCCCUGUUUUUGGACCUGGCGGGCAUGCGUAUGUUUAUCUUUGCUAUGGUCUUCACAUGAUGCUCAAUGUUGUUGCUGACAAGGAAGGUGCUGGAGCUGCUGUUUUGAUACGUUCUUGUGCUCCCAUUAGUGGAUUGGAAGUCAUUCAACAGCGCCGAGGUCUGAAAACUGAGAAACCUGUCCUUCUUACUGGUCCAGGGAAGGUCGGUCAGGCACUGGGUCUUUCGACAGAAUGGUCCAACCAUCCUCUCUAUACACCUGGUGGAUUGGAACUCUUAGAUGGUCCAGAGCCAGAAAACAUAUUGGUAGGUCCAAGAGUAGGCAUUCAAUACGCUUUGCCAGAACAUGCAAAUGCAUUGUGGAGAUUUGCAAUUGCAGGUUCCCCUUGGAUUAGUGCUCCCAAAAACACUCUCAGGCCGCCCUUACAGUGA
Messenger RNA from Abrus precatorius (Indian licorice), 896 nucleotides. Its product is annotated as DNA-3-methyladenine glycosylase. The record is from RefSeq and is a predicted model, not a curated record. The transcript has 6 exons. Gene Ontology annotation, biological process: base-excision repair. Bases 81 to 896 code for a protein of 271 amino acids. Gene Ontology annotation, molecular function: DNA binding; alkylbase DNA N-glycosylase activity. NCBI's taxonomy places the organism in Eukaryota, Viridiplantae, Streptophyta, Magnoliopsida, Fabales, Fabaceae.